Sipha flava (yellow sugarcane aphid) is the source of this 1670-nucleotide messenger RNA. RefSeq names its product E3 ubiquitin-protein ligase TRAIP (gene nopo). The record is from RefSeq and is a predicted model, not a curated record. Bases 311 to 1651 code for a protein of 446 amino acids. Lineage: Eukaryota; Metazoa; Arthropoda; Insecta; Hemiptera; Aphididae. The transcript has 9 exons.
UAGAUUUUGAUUUUUUAUUCCGAUUGGCCUAUGAUUAAUCCCUUCUCAAUUCAGUAUCUUUUUAUAAAAUUAUAAUAUUUAUUUUACUAUAUUUUCGAUUUUACGAUUUACAAACAUUUAUUUUGUUUUUUAUUACUAUUUGCCAUAACUGUAAUCGUUUCGAAACUGGGCUUGUUAUUGGUUAUGAUCUAAAAAUGCAGUUCUGGAAAAUUAUCUGAUGUAUUUAUUCACUGUGACAACUUUGAUUAUGUCUUGACAAUUUUCAUUAGUCAAGGUGUAGUCAACGGAUACAAUAACAAUUUAAAGUAAAAUGUUAGCAUCUUGUUCAAUAUGUGGUGAUGUUUUCACUGGAAUACAUCCUGAAUCCGUUCAUUCAACACCAUGUGGUCAUGUCUUCCAUUAUGAUUGUCUUAUGACAUGGAUUAAAAGAUCACAAACAUGUCCCCAUUGUCGAUCAAAAGUAACAGACAAACAAGUUAUUAAAUUGUAUUUUCACAAUAAUUCAAAUUUAAGUGUAAAAGAAGACUUAUCUUCACUUACACACCAAGUACAAUCACUUUCAUUUCAAAAUACACUCAAGGACGAAGAAAUAAAAAAUUUGUUAAAAGAAACCAAAAAAGAAAAAGAACAAUUGACUUCAUUAAAAAAACAUGUUAAAGAAGUGGAAGACAAAAUAAGAAGUCAUCAAACAUUUGUAUCUAGUUUGCAAGAAAAUAUUCGUUUUUUAAAAUCUGAAUGUAAAAAAUCCACUUGUUAUAAACUUGAAGCAGAAGAAUUAAGAAAAGAUUUGGAAAAAUAUCAAUCUAUAAAUAAAAUAUUAUAUGGAUCGCCUGCAGAUUCUCAAGAAGCAGUAUGUUUGUUAAAAAAAAAGACUGAUAUUCAAACUUUAUGUUUACUUAUAACUUCUUUUAAAAGAGAGAUUCAAACUUUAAAAGAUAGUAAUAGGGACUUAGAAAUUAAAUUCUCACAACGUGUAACCAAAUAUUUGGAAUUGAAGAAACAUUUAUGCGAUGUAAAUUCAAGAGAAUCUAUGAAUAACCGAGUAAUAGAGAAAUUAAAAUCAGAAAUUACCGAUCUUGAAGCAGAAAUUGUAAGACUUCAAAAGAAAUGUGAAAAUUUAGAAUCUAUGAUCCAAGCGAAUGAUAAUACUCCAAGAAGAACAGAAUUACGUAAAAGAAUAAUUCAUGAGAGUCCAGCACCUGAAAUUCAAAUAACUACCGGUUCAGAAGAAGUACAUAAAUUGGGAUUAAAAACUACUGUAUACAAUCCAGAAAAUUCAGUUUCAAGUUCAGUACAACAAAAAGGACAGUUAAAACUUUAUAGUUUAAACAACAAAACAGAACAAUCAUCAUCACAAUGUGUAAACACAUUCAUGCCUAAAAGCCCCCGGCGACCAAUUGGAUUCAUGAGACCACCUUUAACUACUAAAUCUGUAAGUACUAAUUAUGUGUCAAAAACAAUGGUUUUGACAAGUAGUUCAGAUGAAGAAAUGUAUGAUGGUCUUGGUGGUCGAUCAAAACCAGAUGUGUAUCCUAACCGACAAAAACCUUUACUUAAAAAAAGAAAAUUAGUCUCCAAUUUCAAAAAAAAACCUCUACCAUCAAAUGGUAAUAAGACUUUAGAUAGCUUUCUAUCAACCGAAAUUCUUUAAUGGAGUAUUUUUACUUAAA